GGGAGGGAGAACGGCGGAGAGCAGCAGCCGGGAGGCCAAAAUGUUCAUCAAACGAGGAGUGUGGAUGGCUUGAUGCAGCAAGAAACCAAAGUGGUCCGUGGGAGUGGAUCUGAUGGCCUCAGUGGAGUUACUCUACAUAGAUAAUAGAGGGGGGAGACCUGAUCCUCCCAGAGUACUGGAUUGGUCUUCAAGUCCACUUCAUGUUCACAGGCUAAGCAGUUCCGUUGAAGAAGCUUCUCCCACUCUGAAGGCACCUGCCUGUGAGGGACAGUGUUAUUCAGCACCAAGGACGGCUCCCGUCAGAGGACAACAUGGCCAGCACCGGCAUCAGCCCCUAGAGAAGGUCAGGGUGUGUUGUGACGAGGAGCUGGAGACCUCGUUCACUUACAUCGAUGAAAACGUCAAUCUCAGGUUGGCCACCCCAGACACGAGUGAGAAAAGCGCUCACCGUGCGACUUCGUUCCAUGACUCCUCAAGCGAAAUCCGUCCCGAGGGCCUCCAGGAGUUGUCGCUGACGUCUGACAUCGACCUCAGCUCAGAGAGUUCGGGGAAAUCCGUGGAUUACGGAUUCAUCAGUGCAGUCACGUUCCUCAUUACCGGGAUUUCACUGGUGAUCAUAUCAUACACGGUCCCUCAUGACGUCAGAGUGAACCCCGACAAUGUCUCCGCACGUGAAAUGGAAAGACUCGAGAACGAGAGCGCCAGGAUAGGCGAGCACCUUGACAAGUGCGUUAUUGCCGGCCUUUGCUUUCUCACCUUAGGCGGAGUGGUGCUAUCCACUUUGCUUAUGAUUUCAAUGUGGAAGGGUGAGAUGUACAGGAGGAAAGCCUUUGCUUAUUCGAAGCACUCUGCAAAGCUCUACGGGUCGAUUAAUUUAAGAACAAGAUCAAGUCCCAGCCGCUCAUCGCCACCACGUAGUUUGGUCGAGGAAGAGAAUGACAAUGCCAUUAGUUAACUGUUUUCUCCAUUUAUCUCCAUUGGACUGCCAACAUAACAUUAACCUUUCCAGCAUGGCCAAAAGAGCUUGUUUUUCAACCUUGUAUCAGUGACAAUUGCUUACUGAUGCAGAAAAAAACAUAAUAACGGAUAACAGAUUUCUCAGGCUUCAGAAAUACACAGCAUGAAAUCAUUUAUUAAUCAUAAAGCAAGACAGGUUAGAAACUUAAGGUUGUGUGUCAGGAAGUUAAAUUAAGUUCCUUAAGAAUUAAGACAAGUAAAUUAAUUAAUAGUAUUCAAACCUUUACUUUCCAAGCUGAAAAUGAGAGAUCUAAAAUAAAUUAGUUCUGUUGUACAGAAACCUGCUGCUAAUACUGACAAUCCUACUGCCUCUUUCUUACUCUUUCAGAAUACUGAAAUGUUUCCACUUCAGCCCUUUCAUCAUGGUAUUUAGAGUGAUUUAGGGCUACAGUUUCUGGUUUAGAGCACUUCAGAUCCUCAGAAAGCAUUGAGAAAGCACUGAGAAAAUGCCAGCAUAUAACUGGGAUGUUUUUUGCCAUUAUUUUCUCAUAUUGUUAGUCCAUGUGUGGAAUGGGCCAUGCAGAAAUCUAACACUCUCGCCGACCUCACCAAGCGCUAAAAUAUUUUAUAAAUAUUUAAUGGAGGAAGCUGCCACACAAUGAUUUGCUAUCUUUUGGAAAUUUAAAUCCAUCUCUGAGAGAGCAAAGCAUAACUAUUGUAUCUUCACUUAUACACACAGUUGAACCUAUAGGCUCUCAGUAUGUAACAAGAUAUUGACACAAAUGGAAAAAAAAUGUCUGCGCUCACAGGAUUUAUCAUAAGACUUACAAUAUCAAAAACAUAUCGGUGUCAGUGCAUACUCUGAUGAUUAAUGACAGUUCAUAAAACUCAUAACU
Molecule: messenger RNA, 1853 nt
Organism: Sinocyclocheilus grahami
Lineage: Eukaryota; Metazoa; Chordata; Actinopteri; Cypriniformes; Cyprinidae
Product: transmembrane protein 74
Exons: 2
Coding region: 113-955 (280 amino acids)
Source: RefSeq, a predicted model, not a curated record